This is a messenger RNA of Hyaloscypha bicolor E, 390 nucleotides long. RefSeq lists its product as uncharacterized. The record is from RefSeq and is a predicted model, not a curated record. The annotation marks the transcript as partial. The transcript has a single exon. Lineage: Eukaryota; Fungi; Ascomycota; Leotiomycetes; Helotiales; Hyaloscyphaceae.
AAGAACGUUCUGAAUAUGGACGAGUCAGGAGCCCGUAUUGGUUGCCCUACCGGUGAGUACGUAAUUGUGCCCAUAGAGGUAAAGGAGCUAUAUACGGCAAGCCCUGAGAAUCGCAAAUCAGUUACGAUAAUCGAAACUAUUUACGCGGAUGGGCGUAAACCUCUUCCUCCAUUUGUAAUUGCUCCUGGAAAGAAGAUUAUAGAUAAUUGGAUAUCGGAAAACCUGGUUAGUACGGAGCAUAUUGAAUAUACUCCUACCGGGUAUAUAAAUAAUAACGUAGCUAUGAAAUACCUUAAUCAUUUGAUUAAGUAUUCAAAAGCUGGUCCAAAUAAGCCCUGGAAAAUACUUCUCCUUAAUAGAUACGAAUCUCACGUCUAUAAACCCUUUUAA